GUUUUAGGGUUGUUAGUACAGUCGAAAGUCAUUAAUGCGAUGCGAAAUAUCAUUUUACAUGAAAUGCAUGUUUGGUCCUGUGAGUCCUUUGUUGUUGUAUUUAACAAGCUGAUUAUUGGUUAACAUGAAAGGACACAACACAGAAGAAUAAAAUCAUUCAUUUUGAGAAAUGCUAUUUUCUUCCUCCGUUAGAGGUAGCAGAUGGGCAAAUAAACAAAAUAGUAAAAAUAAAAUUGUUAAUUUUUAAGAUUGUUUUAUUUGGUUCAUAAUAGUAAUGUUUGCUUACAUUACUGUAGUACAUAACAUGUAUUAAUAAUACGUAACAAAUUAUUAUAAUAAUGUGUCGGAUGAAACAAAAUUCAAAUAUAUUUUUACAGCUUUUUCACCGUUUGUUUCAUUCGUCUGUCGCCUUUCAUUUCAAAGAUUUUUAAUAUCAGUCAGUCAUCCUCUGUAUCUAAACUAUGUUGCAAUUUCUACAAAUGACAUUCUUAAUACAUUUUUAUUAACAAAAACAGUCUUAAAAUUCUUCUUCUCUGAGUGCUUAUUGCUGUCUUUUUUAUUCUUUUCUCUUUCAUUUAAAAUUAAAAAAGUUUUAUUUAAACGUUUUUAGAAUGAUAAAGUUGCUUUAAAGAAUGAGAAGCCGCUAUCAAUGAUUUUUUUAAAAAACCAAUUAUCACUUUUUAUCAAGUAUUCCAUCUACUAUUACCAAUAAUUUCCAGAAUGAAGCAUUUAGACCUAUCAAAUACGCUCUGAAAUUUUAGAUAGAAAAAAUUAAAACUAGACACAGAGAAAAAUGCUGGAACUGGUCAAUGAUAGCUUGUGAGGCUGUGUCUUUCCAACUAGAUUCAAAAAAAUUCUGAAUAUGUUUUUACAGCUUUUUUACAGUUUGUUUCAUUCGUCUGUCGCCUUUUUAAUUUUGUUAAAAGUUUUUUAAUUUUGAAAUCAUUCAGUCUUUCAUUAGACAUCCUGUAUUCGAUUCCUUUUUUUAAAAUGUUUUUUUCUUAUCUUUUUUAUCAUUUCAGAAGGUGCAAUAAAGUCUUGCCCUUAGCGUCUGCUGCAUACCAAGAAAACCUACCCACUCACUACACUGAGGAUUAUCAUGAAACUAGGCUUGCUCGCGCUUUACACAUAUUUAACAUCCACGCAAGGGGUCCGGCUGUGCCGAGAUUCGCUCAGAAGCUGAUGGAAGACUGCGAAAGGCUCUGGAAAAACGGACAUCAAAUGUGCGAAGUUCUCAGCCUUACUGGAAAUCAUUGCAUGAAUCCAAUUCAUAGAAGUGAUCAAGAUGAGGAGGAUGAUAAUGUUGAGGAUAAGUCUCUUCCCGUGAUGUCUCGUUGCAGUCAAGUGAAAAUAGUGUCUACAUGUGAAUGUGGAAGAAAGCAAGCCACCAGAGAGGACCCAUUCGAUAUUAAGGUCAGUCUUUUAACUUAAGGACUAGAGAAAGCUUUUAUUUAAUUUAAAGGAUCCUUAAAGUGAUGCUUGAAAAUACUAGGGAU
Molecule: messenger RNA, 1496 nt
Organism: Parasteatoda tepidariorum (common house spider)
Lineage: Eukaryota; Metazoa; Arthropoda; Arachnida; Araneae; Theridiidae
Product: nonsense-mediated mRNA decay factor SMG8-like
Source: RefSeq, a predicted model, not a curated record